AUGGAAGAAGAAAUCGGUGUCAAAGUUACAAGACUGAGGAGGCGAUUAUCAGUAGAAGCUGAAGAUGUCAAAUCACCAUCAACACAGUCUACUCCUACCAAGAAAAGAGGUGGUAGACUGGCAGCUAAACCGCAGCUGGAACUAAUUGAUGAAAAUGCAUCUGAGAUAGAAAAACCAAAAAGGACUAGAAAACCAACAAUGCGUGACGCCGAGCCGGAGGAAAAAGCAGUCACACCAUCAAGACGUAGCACUAGAAUCAGAUCAAACACAAGCAUUGUCUCUGAAACCCCAUUGGAGACAGAGGAUAAAGGAACACCUUCCAGACGUAUUACAAGGAUCAAGUCUAAUACUAGUAUUGUGGCAGAUACUACUCAACAUGUAGACUCACCUAGAGCUAAGAGAGCUGCCAGACGUACUUCUCAAGUUGGUAGUGAUAAUGAAGCUCCUGUCACCCCCGGAAGAACAACAAGGAGAACCAGAAAAGACUCCACUUCAAGUGUUGACAAACAAGGUGAUCCUAAUCUUGAAAAAUUAGGACCACAGGUUAAAGAAGUUAUUGUUGAAGAAACUGAAAAUAAUAUCAAAGACUUGACAAACAAAGAUACUCCUGCCAAAGAAAGAAAUGAAUCACCCACUACCAGGAAGAGCCCUAGGUUAAUUGAAAAGACUGGUAAAAGAUCAUCACUUGAUCUUGAAAAUAAAUAUGAACUUGAAAGUGUCAAAGAAUCCAAUGGUGUUAAGUCUGAUUCUGCAGAUGCUUCUAUUGUAUCAUCUCUUGACACUCCUAAAAUUAAUAAAAGUCAUGAAGAAAUCAACCUCUCAAUUUCUUCUUCUAAUUUAAUAAAGCAAUUAGAUGAUGAAGUUAAAACAGGGAAUGCUUAUUUAAACAAAACCGCUUCAGCAUUAGGGGAGUCACAAACAAAGUCAAAACGGCGUAGAACGAAGUCCUGGACAACAUUAGCACUAAAUUCUUCUAAUAAUGACAACUUUUUAAGUGAUACUGAAGCUACAAUAAAAAAAAAUAAAGCAAACAGUAACACUGCAAAUGUGUCUAGUUAUCGUGAAGGUGUUAUAAACACUAGCACUAUAAGCAUUAAGAAAACCGAAGAACAAUGUGAUAUUAAGGAUAAUUCAUUAAAUUCUUCCAUUAAGUCUGAGAAGAAGAAAAAGAAACGCCAUGAUAAUUCUAUACUUGACAAUGAAACAAGAGCUCCGAUUGCAAAUACUUUAGCUGACUUAAAUAAAUCUGAUGCCAAUGAUAAAGAUUUGCCAUCACAAACGGAUGAUCCUAAUUUCACUGAAAGAUUCUUUCGUGAAGCUCCAAGUGGACCUGUUGAAUCUUUAGUUUACAUUGAAGAUUCAGAUUCAAACGCGGGUGCUGCAGAAAAAGGAAGUGUGCUACAAAAUAUAGAAAGUGGAGACCAAUGUGUGCCUGUAGUAGAAAAUCAGUUAGAAGACGAUAUUUCUAAGGAGAAAAAAAAUAAUUGCAGCUAUGAACCAAUGGAUAUUGAUGAAACUAUGCCAGAAAAUGUAUCACUGUCAGUGUUCACAGAUAAAAAUGCUUCAGAAAUCAAAGCUCCCAGCCUACUAAAACGUAAAUCGCUCCAAAAUAUUUCCGUAACUGAUAAUAUAAACAUUGACCACAACCAUAAAUCUCGCAGAAAAUCGAACAUUUCGGAUUUAGAGAGUGAUAAUGAAACUACUCAAAACAAAUCAAUGAAGAAGGCCUUAACAGCUGCUAGCGCUUGUACUGAUCCUACAGAUAUGCUUAUUAAUAAAUCAAAAAGAAAAUCGAUCAACAAUUGUACUGAAGAAGUAGAUGAAAAAUUGGAAGAUAAUUCUAGCAAUCCUGACUGCAAUAGUACUUUAAAUAAAUCCAAAACAAAGUCUUCUAUUUCUAAUUUCGCUACUAGUGAUGACAUAGGUAAUAAUUCUCUUAGUUCAAGUUCUUAUGAUGACAGUGGGAAUAAAAGUACCACAAAGGUGCAAAGAAAGUCUGCAAUAAUGAAUAGCAGUAUCGAUAAAAAUAAAUCUAAAAGAAAAUCUUUACUUUCAUAUGUAGCUGGUGAGGAUAAUAGUGAAAUAAAAAGAAAUCAUGAUGGUUCUUUUGACCUCGACGAUAUUCAUAAAGACAAUAAUGAUACAAUGGGAUCUACAGAUUCUAAAAGCAUACCAAGCACUAAUGUAAAUGCCAGCAUCACCAAAUUAGAUGUUAGUAACAAAAACGAAAGUGUUAUAAAUGAGAGCUAUAACAAAACCAAAAAGGGGUCCAUAGCUUCAGAGGCUACACAUGAUAAAUCUACAAGAAAAUCCUCUCUCAAUACAGUUACGGACAAUGAUGAACUAGACAGCGGAUUUAACAAGUCUAAUAAUUAUGACGAUAAUAGUAAUUUAGGCUCUAAUAAAUCUAAACGAAAGUCAUCAAAUACUAGCGACAGUAAUGUAGGUAAUAAUUUCAAUAAGUAUCAGAAAGGAUCUUCUGAUCUGAUUAAUUCUAGUUCUGAUAAACUUAAUAAUAAAUCUAAAAGAAAAAGUUCUAUUUCCAAGACAGAUGUUGACGAUUCUAUUGACUCUGCAUUGAAUAAGAGUUGUAAUAAGUCUAAGAGGAAGUCUUCUAUAUUAAACAUGGAGUCACAAAUAUUUGAGAAAAGUAAUAAUGAAAACAAAAGCACUCUGGUUUUGUCUCAAAUAAAAGAUGUGUCUGAAACUAAUGUAACAAAAGAACUUUAUGAAUUGAAUGAAUCCAGGAAUUGUAAUGAGCAGUUAUCUCAGUCUGCUAAUGUGCCAAAUGUCAUUAAAGACAAAGAAAAUAAUAAGAAAAAUCUCUCUCUGACUUAUUCUACCAGUACUCCACUUCAACAGAAGCCUGUAAAAAAAAUAGGCAUGCAGAUAAAUUCAUCAAUAAUUACUCCCAAUACUACUAAAAUUAAGAACAACAGCGCCUUAAAUGGAUCGAAGAAAGACACUUCUGAUAUUUCGCAGAAUGAUGCAUCUGAACUAUCUGAUGGAGAAAGUGAAGGAAGUUCCGAAGAUGAUAAUGAAGCAUCUUCAGAAGAAGAAUCAAUACAUAAAAGCAAAUUGAUUGAGGAUGAAGCUGAGGAAGCAAGUGACGAUUACGAAUCUGGGGAUAGUAGAGAUCAAGACGCAAGAGAAUACGAGGAACAACAUGAAAUCGUUGAAAAAGGUGUAACAUUAGAUUCUGAAGAUGAAGAUUUUUCGGAUGACUCUGAAUAUGAAAAAGACUCCUUUGUUGUAGAUUCCGAAGAAGAGGAUGGUGAGCUUUUAAGUGGCUCUGGCGAUGACCUUUCUAUGAGUGCUGAUGAACUUAGCAUGAGUGCGAAAUCUAAAAAGAAAUUUAAUGACCGUAAAAUAAAAGAGCAGAAAAAAGCUUCAAGGGAAAUGUUUGAAGCCAGACAUAAGUUGAACAAAUCUGAUAAUAAAACAAAUUCUAACAAGAAAUUAAAUCGUCAAAGGUUAGAGUCAUCGGAAUCUGAAUCUGACAUAAAGAUAUGUAACAAACCUAAGAAGAACAAGCGUGCUAGAAUCGAUUCUAGUCAAGACAUAACUAUCACACAGUCUGACCACGAUACAAGUGAAUUUAAACAAAAAAAGAAGGCCUCGAGACGAUUGUCAGACUCAGUAUGUGAAGAAAACGCAACAAAUGAAAGCGAGAUUUCUAUCCACGGGAAUAAUGAAACUGAUAAAGACGAUCCUCUAUCCCUUCAUGGCAUUAUCAAGGAAGAGCCCAAGACUCCCCAAAAAGAUUCUAAUAUAUCUACAGUAUCAAUUGCAAAUGUAGAAAUUGAGGCAGUAGACAUUCAAAAUAAUAUAUCUAUCUUAAAAUCAAAUCAAACAACAGAUCCACUACAAACUACUUCGGCUACAGAUUGUGUAGAUGUCAGUGAAGAAUCAAUUAGUGAAAAUGAAGAAAUAACGGAAAAUUAUAAUUCUGUUCUAAACUAUUUGAAUGUAAAGUCGAUUAAAGUUAAAUCAUUAGACAUGUCCUUUAAUCUUGACAAAAAAGCUAAACGAAAGGACAAGGAUCCAAUUAUAGACCAGUUAAAUCUUACUCAGACAAAGAAUUUGAAGAGCAGAAAGCUAAAUUCAGACCUGAAAGAUAAAAAAAUCAUGGAAAAGGUCAAUAAAUCUAUAAAUACUCAAGAGGAGGGUUCUUCAGAUUCCAUUGAUAUGAAGUUAUUGUUCAAUGACGAUAGCACAGAUAGUGAUGUUAAAGUGUCUUCUGAAAAAGAAAAUAAAGCAUCUGUUGAGGAAUUUAUUCCUUUGAAAAGAGCUCUGGGUAAAACCAACAUUUUAGAAAAGACUGAUUCUACAUGUGGAGCAGCAACAAUACCAAACGAAUCAUCUGAUCUGAAUCUCAGCAAAUCUAAGAAGGUGAAACACACAGUUCCUCUCCCUGAGAAAACUGAGGAUAAGGAAAAUGAGGAUAAUGUAAACUUUUUCAUUGACACAACUGGUACAUAUAUUGGCAUGGACAAGAGUGUGGAUACCUCAAGUAGGGUUAGUGGUAAAAAGAAGCGCAAAAAUGAAGUAUCUGUCAAUGCCAAGAGUGAUGAUGACUCCAAUGAUGCUCCACUGGAAGUUUCUUACCAAAGUGACAAAAAUAAGCAGAAUUUAAACACAUCACAUACUGAGGAGCAAGAAAUUGUCACUACUGAUAUUAAAACUCCAGUGAGUGUAAAGAAGAAUAAGAAAAAUAAAAAAAGCUUAAAUAACUCUCAAUUAAUUGAACAUACAGAUGAUGUCUCCAAUGAUGCUCCACUAGAAGUAUCUAACCCAAGUGACAAAAACAAAGACAAAUCUAAACAGAAUUUGAACAACUCUCAUACAAGUCAGCAAGAUAUUGUCACCUCUGACAUUAAAACUCCAGUGAGUGCAAAGAAGAAUAAGAAAAUUAAAAAAGGCUUAAAUAACUCUCAAGUAAUUGAACAUAAAGAUGAUGAUUUCAAUUACACUCUGCCAGAAGUAUCUAACCAAAGAGACUCUCAUACUGGGGAGCAAGAAAAUGUCACUACUGAUGUUAAAACUCCAGUGAGUGCAAAGAAGAAUAAGAAAAAUAAAAAAAGUUUGGAUACGUCUCGAGUUACUGAAAAUACAGAAAUAGAUGCCCAAGGAGAUUACGCUCGAAACAUUUCAAUCGAAAAUAAAAAAACACAUAAGCAACUAACAGUUACAGAACAGUCCCUUGCCGUAAAGAAAACUGACGUUGGAGAAGUUGAAAAUGUUGUUACUGAAGAGGACAUUUCGAAGAAACGCAAACGAAAACCUACUAAUGAAUCAAUUGAAGAAACAACAGAAAUAGAUAACGCCGGGGCUCCAGAAGGACCAAAUGAAUCUUUUAAAACUAUAAAUCAAAAGAAAAAACGAAAGAUAUCGCACACUAUUAAUAACGAAAAUGUUGAAGAAAAAGUUCCUGAUGCUGUUAUCGAAAAAAAAGAAUUACUUCCUGUUAGUAAAUCCAAAAAGAAAAGUAAAACUGCUGCAGUACAAAAUCCAGUUCAAGAUAGUCAUGACUCCACAAAGAAAAGCAAGAAGAGGAAAGAAAGAGACGACGACGAGGGAGAAAAGUCAUCUAAGGUCAUUAAACAAAACUCCUUGGAUAAGGUGCAUGUUCCACGUUUAUCAACUAACGUCCUUAAACAACUAGAUGACAAUCCAAGGAAAUUCGAAACAAUGGAUAACAUAAUUUCCACAACAUCCUUCAAAGUCGAAGAAACUAAAAAGAGAAGAAACAAGCCUUCAAAUUACUUAGAACAGAGUGUGUACUUAAAUGACUCAAGAGAGGAACAAAGAAAAAAUAAAACAGUUAAAGCACCUAAGGUCCUACCAUUUAUACCAACAGCCUCAACUUCUGACUAUGGUUUCACAACUAAUUUCAAAGUUAAUGUAAUACCUCAAGAAACUCAAUUUGUUGCUCAAUCUAGUGAUGUAUAUAACUUCAAACAAGAUUACCUUCAGAAGAACAGAAUAAAAAAGCUAGGGACGUUCGAAAAAUACAAAAGACAUAGAACCAUAAAAUUAUCUAAAUUUUAA
Arctia plantaginis is the source of this 6051-nucleotide messenger RNA. NCBI's taxonomy places the organism in Eukaryota, Metazoa, Arthropoda, Insecta, Lepidoptera, Erebidae. The record is from the annotation of a GenBank genome assembly.